AUGAUGUCAUACCUCCAACAAGGUCCCUACAUGAGCGGACUGCUGAGCGGAGCCGCCGUGGACCUGCUGCACCCCUCCGUGGGAUACCCCGUAACCAUGACGUCAUGCUCACGGUUGCACGCAGCGAACCCCCGGAAGCAGCGGCGGGAGCGGACCACCUUCACCCGGACCCAGCUGGACAUCCUGGAGGCUCUGUUCGCCAAGACCCGCUACCCGGACAUCUUCAUGAGGGAGGAGGUGGCCCUCAAGAUCAACCUGCCCGAGUCCAGGGUGCAGGUGUGGUUUAAGAACCGGAGGGCCAAAUGCCGGCAGCAGCAGCAGCAGAGCGGCGCCAAAGUCAAAGCGCAGAAGAAGAAGUCGUCUCCCGGCGGAGACAGCAGCGGCUCAGACAGCAGCGGGCCCUUCACGCCCCCCGCCGUCUCAAGCUCCGCCUCCUCCUCGUCCUCCAUGAUCAGCACCGCCUCCUCCGCCGGCGCCUCGGUGUCGUCCAUCUGGAGUCCGGCGCCUGUCUCACCGGUGCCGACGGCGCUGCCGGACGCCGUGCCCCUUCCCGCCGCUACCGCCUCCUGCAUGCAGCGCAACACGUCCUCCGCCUCUGGAGGGAUGGCGUCGUACUCGGUGUCUUACGGCCAAACGGCGGCGGCGUACAGUCAGGGCUACACGACGUCGCCGUCCGGCUCCUACUUUGGCGGAGUGGAGUGCGGCUCCUACCUGGCGCCUAUGCACACCCACCAGCUCAGCCCCAUGGCGGGCGGAGCCAUGUCGGGCCACGCCCAUCACCACCACAUUGCGCAGACGUCGCACCACCACCAGCCCCACCACCACCACCACCACCAGGCCUACGGCGCCACCGGCCUGGCCUUCAACACCUCGGACUGUCUCGACUACAAGGAGCAGACGGCCUGGAAACUCAACUUCAACGCCUCGGACUGUUUGGACUACAAAGACCAGGCGCCAUGGCGCUUCCAGGUGCUGUGA
Molecule: messenger RNA, 978 nt
Organism: Nerophis ophidion (straightnose pipefish)
Lineage: Eukaryota; Metazoa; Chordata; Actinopteri; Syngnathiformes; Syngnathidae
Product: homeobox protein OTX1 B-like
Exons: 3
Coding region: 1-978 (325 amino acids)
Biological process (GO): multicellular organism development; regulation of transcription by RNA polymerase II
Cellular component (GO): nucleus
Molecular function (GO): RNA polymerase II cis-regulatory region sequence-specific DNA binding; DNA-binding transcription factor activity, RNA polymerase II-specific
Source: RefSeq, a predicted model, not a curated record